GAAAAAGCAAAUGAAGACCCAGCCACCCCGAUGAAGAUACUCCGAGCUCCGGUAAAUAUAUUGAUUACGUGAUGGUUGGCUAUGUUUUGUCUCGGGUAGCAUUGCUUUUUUCUUCUUGGGUUUCUACUUAGGUACUUGGUUGCCAAUUGAAGACUCAAGCUACCUACAUACGUAUUUCUAGGCUCAUGGUGACUUAGGAGAUGGAAUUCAUCGAAUUGAAGCCUAUUGCCCCAUGCCCAUAAUCCUCAAUUAUAUAGAUAGAUCCAGAAGGCAAAGUCAAUGCACUUUUGAAGUCACGAUGAUGUCAUCAAAGCCUCAGAUACAAACGCUGAGCGCAUUCUCAGUGGUUUGUGGUUGUUCACAAUUGAAGCGAUGUUCUCUGUUCAUGUUAUCCGAGUAUUUUGAACACAAAUCGACAUAUACUCGAACUAAUCAAGACAAUAUCUAUCGUCCAAACUAAGCUAUGUGAGAAUACCGUGGUCUUAGAAUAACGCAACGGUAUCUAUACGAUUCGAGAUCAAGAAUACGGCAGCAUGGAGCUCCCCGAAUUCUUGACAAGCUUACUUAGCUUCGUACAUUCAUUCCUAAACUAUCUAUUAGGAAAAUGUCAACUAUACGCAAAUGGGCCAUACGGGUGGAAAACACUUGACCGGAAGACCGGCACCCUCACCCGCGAACAACAACCCCUCCUCAAAAAAGCCAAGCUCCUCCUACUCUUCAACCCACUCACCUCAUGGAUCGACACCACACACCUAAUGCGCCUCUGGAUCCACAACAAAUCCAUCCGCGCAGGUGAAGCCGAAAGCACGCCCUCUUCACACGCGCAAAUCCGAUCGUUCGUCGAGACAUACAAUAUCGAUAUGUCGUCCUUCCACCCCUCCGACAUCGAAGCCUACACCACAUUCGAAGAUUUCUUCAUCCGCGCGCAUCGCCCCGGUUCACGACCCACAACAUCCCCCUCGGACCCCACACUCGCUACCGUAGUCGCGGAUUCGCGCGUCGUGACUUACGCAUCGGUAGGCGAGACUAAGAAACUGUGGAUUAAAGGCAGGGACUUCACGAUGACGAACUUGGUCAUGGAUACCCAACUCGGCGCGCGAUUUACCGAUGCGGCGGUCGCUAGUUUUAGGUUGUCGCCGCAGGAUUACCAUCGCUACCAUUCACCAGUCACGGGUACGGUGCGCAUGUUUCGCAGUGUGCCGGGGGAUUACUAUCAAGUUGAUCCCGUGGCGUUGCAGAGCGAUGUUAAUAUCCUUACGUCGAAUGCGAGGAGUUGUGUUGUUAUUGAGACGCGGCAUUUUGGUGAUGUGUUGUUUGUGGCGAUUGGAGCGACGGAUGUUGGGACUGUGCGCAUCAAUGAGAAAUUUCAGAAACCGGGUACCGAAAUCAAAAAGGGGGAUGAGAUUGGGUACUUUCAAUUUGGUGGGUCAUCCAUCAUUGUGGCUUUUCAAAAAGGGGCAAUCAAAUUCGAUCAAGAUCUGCUAGACCUUAGCAGACAAAAGAUACAGGUUUCGGUAGAAGUUGGGAUGAGCUUGGGGAAAGCUAACCCUAUGAACAAGAAAAUCUCUUGAUGAAAAUUGGUAUGACGAAGGCAUGUUGGUUAUGUGGGACAGUCCUUGGUGGGCAUAAUAUGCGGCAAGACCAGAGAAAAAGGGGUAACUCGAUACGAUAUGAAAGGUCUUUAUCAAUGCUUAGAUCUAGAUUCUAGGUGUUGUAACGUUAUUUACAGCUAAUAAGUAACAGCAACGAUAGAUUGAUUGCAAGAAAGGUU
Hypoxylon trugodes is the source of this 1771-nucleotide messenger RNA. Its product is annotated as putative phosphatidylserine decarboxylase. The transcript is spliced from 4 exons. Lineage: Eukaryota; Fungi; Ascomycota; Sordariomycetes; Xylariales; Hypoxylaceae. The record is from RefSeq and is a predicted model, not a curated record. Gene Ontology annotation, molecular function: phosphatidylserine decarboxylase activity. Bases 534 to 1571 code for a protein of 345 amino acids. Gene Ontology annotation, biological process: phospholipid biosynthetic process.